AGUUUCUAAGCGCCUACUAAACAAGUAUCAGUAUCAGGCUUCCUUCUGCAGAUCUUUUUGACAGCAUCUUCUUUUUCUUUUUUUUGAUAUACCAUGGCGACCCAAGUUAGCCUCAUGACGUACUUACAACAUGGUCCUCCUCUGCUGCCUAUCAUCGAACAAGGACAGUCACCACAGAACACACGGGAUGAUAAUUACGGAGCUGGUGAUAUCAGAAAUGUGGGCCACUGGGCAGGAUUCAACUUCACUUCUAUCCAACAACAGUACGGGACCCUUUUAGCUGCCGCACGAAUUGACGAUGAACCAUUUCAAUCUUCUCCUCCGCGGCCAAUAAACUCUGAGGCGGCAGUCAGAUCCCGUAUUAACUCUUAUCUAACUAACCGGAUUAUACGUGCUCUUCGCUGUGGAUUUUCAUAUAUGCAGUCUACCCAACAGCUGGGUAAUUUCACUGUUAUACACUACGAUGUUGGUGCAAUGGCUGCAACUAUUGAUAACUACACUCCCGACUUUGCCUUCUUUAAUCCGAAUCUCGAGGCCAAAACCAGACCGAACCGCCUCCCGAGUAAAAUCAAACCUUCCUACAAAUGGUCCCUUGAUUUGAGAAACCACCAAAACUCCCAUAGUCGGACAGAAUUUAAACAGGUCUUAUCCCAAGUCAAUUUCUACAUGAAACAACAUCAUGCGCGCUACGGUUUUAUUAUAACCGAUCGUGAACUUGUCGCUAUCCGGCGGCUCGAUAGAAACGGCAAUUUGGAGCUCUCGGCAUCUAUCCCCUGGACUACAAAGGGUACCACUUCACAGACGAGACUAACUGCGUUACUUGCAAUCUGGUAUCUGGGGAUACUCGCGGCAAAUAACCAGGACUGGUAUCUCCAUUGA
Aspergillus pseudonomiae is the source of this 879-nucleotide messenger RNA. RefSeq lists its product as uncharacterized. NCBI's taxonomy places the organism in Eukaryota, Fungi, Ascomycota, Eurotiomycetes, Eurotiales, Aspergillaceae. The transcript has a single exon. The coding region runs from base 94 to 879 and encodes 261 amino acids. The record is from RefSeq and is a predicted model, not a curated record.